Messenger RNA from Cottoperca gobio, 3532 nucleotides. It is a transcript of the gene gja1b, whose product is annotated as gap junction protein alpha 1b. The record is from RefSeq and is a predicted model, not a curated record. Lineage: Eukaryota; Metazoa; Chordata; Actinopteri; Perciformes; Bovichtidae. Gene Ontology annotation, cellular component: connexin complex. Gene Ontology annotation, molecular function: gap junction channel activity. The coding region runs from base 105 to 1271 and encodes 388 amino acids. The transcript has 2 exons. Gene Ontology annotation, biological process: heart development; cell communication by electrical coupling; cell-cell signaling.
CUCCUGGUCCCAAACUUGGAUUUCAGCUUUCUACAAGUGUCGGAGAAAUUUGCUGUGGGACUUCUUCCUCUCUGAGACUUUACGGCAGCUAAGGAUCUCUGAUAAUGGGCGACUGGAGUGCUCUGGGUCGCUUGCUGGACAAGGUCCAGGCUUACUCCACUGCGGGGGGAAAGGUGUGGCUGUCGGUCCUCUUCAUCUUCAGAAUCCUGGUCCUGGGUACUGCGGUGGAGUCAGCCUGGGGAGACGAGCAGUCUGCAUUCAAAUGUAACACCCAGCAGCCUGGCUGUGAGAAUGUGUGCUACGACAAAUCCUUCCCUAUCUCCCAUGUGCGCUUCUGGGUCCUCCAGAUCAUCUUCGUGUCCACGCCCACACUUCUCUACCUGGCUCAUGUCUUCUACCUGAACAGAAAAGAGCAGAAAUUCAACAGGAAGGAGGAGGAGCUUAAAGCUGUGCAAAAUGAUGGAGGUGAUGUUGACAUCCCGCUGAAGAAAAUUGAGAUGAAAAAGCUAAAGUAUGGCAUUGAGGAGCAUGGCAAAGUGAAGAUGAAAGGGGCCCUACUCAGAACCUACAUAGUCAGCAUUUUCUUCAAGUCUUCGUUUGAGGUGGGCUUCCUAGUUAUCCAGUGGUACAUAUACGGCUUCAGCCUUUCUGCAGUGUACACCUGUGAGAGAGACCCCUGCCCACACCGGGUGGAUUGUUUCCUGUCCCGUCCCACUGAGAAGACCGUCUUCAUCAUCUUCAUGCUGGUAGUGUCACUGGUGUCCCUGAUGCUCAACGUCAUCGAGCUUUUCUAUGUGUUUUUCAAGAGGAUCAAAGAUCGCGUGAAGGGCAAGCAGCCGCCCAUUCACUACCCCACCGGAGGCACGUUGAGCCCCACCCCGAAAGAACUGUCCACAACCAAGUAUGCCUACUAUAACGGCUGUUCCUCCCCCACGGCCCCACUCUCACCCAUGUCCCCCCCAGGCUACAAACUGGCCACAGGGGAGCGGGGAACCGGCUCAUGCCGUAAUUAUAAUAAGCAGGCCAAUGAGCAGAACUGGGCUAACUAUUCCACAGAGCAGAACCGCCUCGGCCAGAAUGGUGGAGGAAGCACUAUUUCAAACUCCCACGCACAAGCCUUUGACUUCCCAGAUGACACCCAUGAGCAUAAGAAACUGUCCUCCACAGCAGGACACGAGCUGCAGCCGCUGGCGCUGAUGGACGUGCGGCCCUGCAGCCGGGCCAGCAGCAGGAUGAGCAGCCGAGCCAGGCCGGACGACCUGGACGUGUGAGCCCUGCGUCCUCCUCCUCCCAACUGUGGCCAUGUGUGGCUGCAGCCAGAGAAGCAGAAACACUCCGUCACAUGUAAGAGUGGGGCUAACCUCAAUCACUGUCUGCAGCAUAGAUAGUCUUAGUCACUCAAAGAGACAUUCAAACUUGUUAUGUAACACUGUCAAAGGUACAAGUUGCAAGUAGCAAAUAUUUUUCAAUGAGUUUUAGUGGAGGGAAGAGUCUAACAGGUGGCUCAGCGUGUUGAUCUGCUUUGAAUUUGCCCCGUUACAUUAAAGCAAAAUUCUGUUUUCUUCUUGUUUUCAUAGUUCCUGCUAUUCUUCCUAUUGGUGACAGCUUUUUACUUACCACUGUCAUUGUCAUAGCUGAAGGUAUGGUGACAGCUUUACAACAGUGUGCCUUCUUAGUUGUGGUUUUUUUUUAACAAGUGACCAGAUAACAACAAGCUUCUCGGCUGACUCUGGUUCAUUUACAGUUGUUGUUUUUUCCUCUGUUGACCAAUAUGCAUUGUCCCUGUCAAAUAAACUGAGAAAGAAAACUAGACUCCAGUAGGUCAAGAAACAAAUGUCCAUAUACCCAUAUGUCCAAAAUCCCUAGUUUAGCCAAAUGAUGUAUGCCAUACUCUUUGGAGUUUAAAGAGUAAGUUGAGAGUGGACCAAACUCAACAAAGUUUUAUUCUAUGCUUAGUUUAAAGUAACUAAAACUCUUUAGUUUGUUUCCUUUCUGUUUAAAAACCACCACAUAGGAUGUAGACUAACCAGUUAUGAGGUUUUAUGGUGUGUUCCGGUUGGACUUGGAAGUCAGAAUUUGUUGUACACACAGUCCAUCUUCAAUCUGUGUUUGUGUGUGUAAAAUACUGCGCAAUGCAAUGUUAUCAACUGGUAUUGCUAACAAUAGCUAACAGAGCUAACCUGGCUAGAACUUGGUUUUCCUACUUGUUGUACUCUGAUUUCAGACUUUCAUGUACAGCUGGAACUCACUAUUAUUGCAGAACGAUGUCACACCAUUUCACUUUAGAUCCUGGUACACAGCGGUCUUGUUAGCUGUUUGAACAAAUGUUUUUCUGGUGAGGAUAGUCCUGUGUGGCUGCUCUGUGAUGGACACACACACACACACUCUUUGGUUUUCACGUACAUAACUAUCUUAUCCCAGUCCUCGAUUAACAUUUCAGUCCCAACAAAGACAGAAGUUAUUGUCCAGACUAAGCAGCAGUGCUCCUUCUCUUGGGACCGACAGUAAGGCGUAGGGCAGGAUGCUUAAUAUCAAUUGUAGUGAAUAUUUAUUGCUUGGUAUCAGUAGGACACCUACCACUAAGAAGAACAAUUGACUACUAUUCAGUAUCUCUUACUCACAGAAAUCAUAUUUUAUUAACUCCCCACAAACUGUAUAUUUAUUGACAGUAAAUAAUUUUUUUCUCUUUAGUAACUUUGUCAGUCAGCAUGGUUGUUUCCUGAUAAACUUUGAAUUUAUGUGGUGUUAUGUUUCCAUUUGUCUUUGGGGGUGUGUGUGUGAGAGCGGCAGGGCUGAGGGUUCAGCGAACAUAAAGAAAGGCUUUAUUACUUUGUGUUAUCUUUUUUCUUCUUUGGUGGCCUGUAGAGAAAGACAGUAGAAUGAUUUCCUGUGUUUUAUAUAUUUGAGUGAAUGAUUUUUUCAUUCUGUAGGUAUUGUUUUAUUUUUCAGACUCAAUGUAACCGUUGCUGCUUGAGAAAUAAAUAUUUAGUACUGUAAAUCAAGCUAACUGUGUCACAAUAAACAAUUUGAGUUUUUAGAAGACUGCUUAUAGAUCUGGACUAAUAUUUAGUCAGUUAUAUUAAGAUGUAUGCCAAUGUAGCUCCACAACUACCAAACACUAGGAUAAAUCUCUAUUUGGGCUUUUUUAUUUUAAUUAUAUAUUUUUUAAUUGUCAUUUGUGCAUCAUUUUGUCGGUACUUACAUGUGUCAUGGAUCUUUCAGCUACAAUAGCAUUUGCACUGAGAUCUUGGUGGUAGAGAUGAAAUGUGAUGCACACAGGUAGUGGUAAGAGUUUUCUGAUACACAUGUUACUAAUUUAUUUUAUAACACAGUAAUCACUACAGUGCAAACUAUCAGACAUCUGACCACUGGUUCUGUGAGAGAACAGGAGCAGUAGUCAUUUGUUGCCAUAAUUCAGACAAUGCUAAUCCAUGGGGAUCCACUGUUGUACAGUGUAAGUGCAAAAACUCAUUCAUUGUAUCUGUGAAAAGCUAUUUUAACCAAUAAAUGUAAAACAAUUGACAAAAAUGUA